Molecule: messenger RNA, 3016 nt
Organism: Coffea eugenioides
Lineage: Eukaryota; Viridiplantae; Streptophyta; Magnoliopsida; Gentianales; Rubiaceae
Exons: 16
Coding region: 140-2611 (823 amino acids)
Biological process (GO): protein phosphorylation
Molecular function (GO): protein kinase activity; ATP binding
Source: RefSeq, a predicted model, not a curated record
UACUCUUUUACUCUCCAGCGAAUGCCUGCUCGCCAUUCAUUCAUUGCCUUCUCAUUUCUACUGUCAUCUCCUGUCUUGUUACUGCAAAUCUGGGUGAUUCAAUCCCCUUUUCUUUCGCUGUGAAUUGCGAGGCACUGAAAUGGCCUUCGCUUCUGCACUCCAGCCCAUAUUUUGCUCUGGUAAUUAUGCCGCAAAACCCAUCAAGGACAAGCUAAAAGCUGGUGGUUCUGGUGGAGGAGGUGCUGUUGGAAACGUUGUGGAGGUGGUGAAAAAGGAUUUUGAGUUUCUGAGGAAGGGAUUUAGUAAAGGUGUGGAAUGGGCUAAUACUACUCUUCACCUUCCCAAGAUUGCAAAAUCAAUUGAUGACUUCAUCUGGCUCCGUCAUGUUGAAGACCCACGUGUUGUUUCUCCACUCAGGACUCCUUCUUGGCCUCAGCCUUAUUAUCCAGAGCUUUCUGGAAUUGAUUUACUUGUUGCUGAUCUUCAAGCACUGGAGGCAUAUAUUAGCUAUUUCUACUAUCUAUCCAAGUUAUGGACGAAGCCAUUGCCCGAGUCAUAUGAUCCUCAAGAAGUAGCUGACUAUUUUAUGUUGAGGCCUCAUGUAGUUGCCCUCCGUCUUCUGGAGGUGUUUGCUGCCUUUUCUUCUGCUGCAAUAAGAAUGCGAAUCUCAGGGAUCGGUUCUUCCAAACGCAAUGUUGCUGAUAAGGAUAUAUCCCAGUACAGUUUUGGAAUAUUGUUAAAGGAAACAAUGCUAAAUUUGGGCCCUACAUUUAUAAAAAUUGGUCAGUCCCUGUCCACAAGACCGGAUAUCAUUGGGACUGAGAUCUCCAAGGCUUUGUCUGAGCUGCACGAGAAUAUCCCCUCUUUUCCCAAGGUUGUUGCUUUCAAGAUCAUUGAAGAAGAACUGGGUUCUCCUGUGGGAAAAUUCUUUAGCUAUAUUUCAGAGGAACCAGUUGCUGCAGCUUCAUUUGGUCAGGUCUAUAGAGCUAGGACUGUUGAUGGUUUUGAUGUUGCUGUGAAAGUCCAGCGCCCUAACCUACAUCAUGUGGUUGUUCGAGAUAUUUACAUUCUUCGGCUCGGGCUGGGGCUAUUGAAAGAAAUAGCAAAAAGGAAGAGUGACCCCAGGCUUUAUGCUGAUGAACUGGGAAAAGGCUUAGUUGGGGAGUUAGAUUACACCUUGGAGGCUGCCAAUGCAGAGAAAUUUAUGGAAGCACAUUCUCGGUAUCCUUUUAUAUGUGUUCCAAAAAUUUUCCGACAUCUUAGCCGGAAAAAGAUUCUGACCUUGGAAUGGAUGGUUGGUGAUAAUCCACGCGAUUUACUUUUCCUCUCUACUGAAUCACUUGACCAGCACCCUGGAUUAACAGAGAGGCAGCAAAAUGAAGCAAAAAGACGUCUUCUUGACUUGGUUAAUAAAGGAGUGGAAGCAUCACUAAUUCAACUCCUUGAGACUGGGUUAUUGCAUGCUGACCCCCACCCGGGCAACUUGCGCUACACAUCAUCUGGGCAAAUUGGGUUUCUUGAUUUUGGGUUGCUUUGCCAGAUGGAAAAGAAACAUCAAUUUGCCAUGCUUGCAUCCAUAGUGCAUAUAGUUUAUGGAGAUUGGGCAUCUCUUGUGCAGGCACUAAUUCAAAUGGAUGUUGUACGGCCAGGAACUAAUGUUCUGCGUGUUACCAUGGACUUGGAAGAUGCCUUGGGAGAGGUGGAACUUAACCGGGGAAUCCCCAACGUCAAGUUUAGUCGGGUUCUUGGUAAAAUAUGGUCUGUGGCACUGAAGUAUCAUUUUCGCAUGCCACCAUACUACACUCUGCUUCUGCGGUCUUUGGCUUCACUAGAAGGAUUGGCAGUUGCUGCAGAUCCAAAUUUUAAGACAUUUGAGGCUGCAUAUCCCUAUGUUGUCCGUAAACUUCUCACUGAUAAUUCAGCUUCCUCGGGGAGAAUUCUGCACUCGGUUGUGUUCAACAGGAAAAAGGAAUUUCAAUGGAAAAAGCUUGCUCUUUUCUUAAGAGUUGGAGCUGCAAGAAAAGGAUUGCACCUGGUGGCGGCAUCAAAGUCUGAAACAUCUCGUGACCCUUCUUCAAUUGGAGUCUCUGGUGAACAUGAUGUAGCAAACCUGAUUUUGAGACUCUUACCUUCAAAGGAUGGCUAUGUGCUUAGAAGACUCCUAAUGACUGCAAAUGGAACUUCAUUAGUCAGAGCUAUGGUGUCAAAGGAGGCAAAUUCCAUGCGUCAGCAAUUUUGUAGAGUCAUCGCAGAUAUACUUUAUCAGUGGAUAAGCAGGGUUUUAGGGAAUGGUGUUCAGGUUGUACAAUUUAGUCCCCAAGUGCAGUUGGGUAGAGGCGCUAGCAACAUUGAGAUAGAUUCAUCUUCUAGAAUAACACCAAUGAUUGAUUAUGAGUCCCUUUUAAGAGAUCGACGGAUAAAAAUUAUUUUGUUCAAGAUACUAGAUUCUGCAAGGAAGGAUCCAAUAUUGAUGCUUAGGUUCUACUGGACUUCAUUUAUUAUGUUGGUCACAGCAUCUGCAAUGGCAUGUCAUCGGGUGUUGGUUACCCUCUUUGAAGCCAGUUUGGCUCAUAUAUCUCUUGCCCCUAAGAGAAUUGCUGUCGGCGUAUGAUUUUCCAAUGGCCUCAAGGGGUCCUGACAUCGAUCGAGGUAAUUUUUCAGACGAGGGUUGAGGUGGAUAGAAGCAGUUCUGUUGGAAAUGGUUCAUCUUUGAGGAGCUAACACGAGUUAAAGUGGUACUGUAUACUUGUUAUUACACCUGGGCACCUGCAUAACCUAUGAAUGGAGGCGAUCGAGCUGCUUACUCUUCAGUUGUAUUUGAGAGUUAUAUGACGUGUUUGUAUGGGUGUCUGCAAUUUGUCAGGCAACAGAGGCCGACUGUUCAUGCUGUUUAGUUGUAACAUAGCAGACGUUGUAUAUUCUGUAUAGUUUCAGGAGAUUUAACAGUGUAAAAGAGUGAGAAAUCACCAUAUUGGUUUAGAGUGCUUAAUUGUUCUUGCAUUUACCAAUUUCUAUU